CUCAAGAAGUCGCAGCAGUAUUUAGUAAGAGGAAAGGAAGAGCAAGAUCAACAUUGCCCUUAAGCUCUAGUAGCUCAGGAGCUACUAGUAGCAAAAAUGAAAGUGGGGUGGAUGAUAAAUCGUUUAAAAGGAGAAGAGUAUUAAUAGAAGGUGGUAAGCUUUCUGACCUAAAGCCUGAUCUGGCUAAACAAUGGACAAGCCAAUCGCGGGAUGUGAGGCAAAAGCUGAUUCCAGCUAUUACAAAAAAAUUACCAGGAUAUCGGCACCAUUCUGACGCAAUUGAAAAAAAUUUAAAACAGCAUCAUAAGAUGCAGCGUCAGACAGCAACAAUAAAUGCUGAUCCAAAAUUAAAGGCCUACAAUCGCGCCAGAAUGGGGAAAAAUAGUAUUGGCAAACCAACGUGUGAACAUAAAGGAUCUAGAAACCUGAUUUUCAAAUAUGAAGGUAUUAGCGAACCAAUCAUUGAAUGCGAAGAUAUUAGUGAACCGAUUAUUAAAUACGAAAGUACUGGCGAACCGAUUGUUGAAUGCGAAAAUAUUGAAGAAAUGAUUUUUGAAUAUGAAAGCACAGGCGAAACACUGUUUGAAUAUGAAAGUACUUUUGAUGCAACUUUUAUGUAUGAAGGUACAGAUGAAUGA
Molecule: messenger RNA, 638 nt
Organism: Racocetra fulgida
Lineage: Eukaryota; Fungi; Glomeromycota; Glomeromycetes; Diversisporales; Gigasporaceae
Source: the annotation of a GenBank genome assembly